Malania oleifera is the source of this 630-nucleotide messenger RNA. RefSeq names its product 14 kDa proline-rich protein DC2.15-like. The transcript is spliced from 2 exons. NCBI's taxonomy places the organism in Eukaryota, Viridiplantae, Streptophyta, Magnoliopsida, Santalales, Ximeniaceae. The coding region runs from base 30 to 452 and encodes 140 amino acids. The record is from RefSeq and is a predicted model, not a curated record.
GCAGAUAGUAGCUAGCUAGUGCAGUAAAGAUGAGGAUGGGUUCCGAGAGAUCUUCAGCGUCAGCUGCUCUCUUCCUUGCUCUCAACCUUCUCUUCUUUGCUCUAGCAAGCGGCUGCAACACCUGCAUUGGUAAUCCUGGGACGACGACCCCAAACCCAUCCCAGAACAGUAAUCCAACUCCAUCCUCCAAACGGAGCUGCCCCAGGGAUGCCCUAAAACUUGGGGUAUGUGCCAGGUUGCUGGGCGGACCCAUUGGGGCAGUGGUGGGAAACCCACCGGACACCCCUUGUUGCUCUCUGCUGCAAGGGCUUGUGGAUCUUGAAGCUGCCCUAUGCCUCUGCACUGCCAUUAAAGCUAACAUCCUUGGCAUCAACCUCAACAUCCCCAUCUCACUCAGCCUCCUAAUCAACACUUGUGGCAAGAAGCUCCCCUCUGACUUCCAAUGUUCUUAAGGCAUCUAUUUCCUUCUAACAGAGAUCUUUUGACCGGACUAAUUUUCCGGAAUAACGGGCCGUUGUGUUUGUUUGUUGUUCUGUGAUUCGCCAGUGUUCAAUAAUUCUUACAAUGGGAUUACAUAUUCUCAAUGUUACUAAUUGAUUCCUAGGUGACUAUUGGAAGCUUGUAUUACCA